AUGUUUGUCUCUUUCCCAACCGCUGAAGAGAGUCGGCAAAUUCAUUCACAGGAAGAGCCUCAUAUUCCCGAGAGCUCGCUUCCAAGUGUUCCUGCACAUCCCUUUGUGGACCAGCCUUGCAACGGUCAAACGUUACCGCAAACGCAAGGCUCAGGAUGUACGACACAACCAUCAAGGAACAAUGAAUCGAGCCCAAACCAGGCCGAUCCCGUGGAUAAUGCUAUAGCAAUCCAUGGCGCACCAGAUGCCACUCUUCCUGACUCCCAACGGUAUCCUGGCUUCAAAGAAGCCACCCUCGAAACGCACUGGAUUGAUGGCUCAAGAGGCCUUGUCAAUAAGCGCACCGGCCAAGCACACAUGCAAACCGUGCUGAGAACGGCCAACCAAUUCGUUAUCAUGAGUUUUCCACUUUCGAAAGCAACAGAACUAACUGAUCAAUUUAUCACAGAGCGUGCAACGAGCUCCUAUACAGGAGUCGUCUUCACCCUUCUUCAAUUACAUCCUUGGGAUACACAAGGCAACAUCAUGAGAGUUCCGCGCAGAAUCCCCAGCAACUGCGCUCCCGACGUUUCGAAAGAUGACGUCUCGUGCGCCCUAUGCGGAGACAAAUCUCACCGUCUCGAGGAUUGCGUUGGUCCGCCAAACAGAUUUAAAGGCGCUAUACUUGGUUGCCCGGCAUGCAACACCCUUAUGCAUUCGUUUGAUGAUUGUCCCCAGGUCAAAGGCACCACAGGAAAAGCGCCCAUGUCAUUGGAGAGAAAAUUUGAACUCAUAGUAGUCAAACGGCAAGACAAGCCCAUGUUCCUCUGCGAUCCGGGCUUCACGCCUGAGGAUUAUGCCAACCUCUUGCCCAGGUACCCUAUAAGAGCAAUGCCUUGGUCCCCGAGUUUCACAAGAGAUCAAUUUGACAAGGGCGGGCCGUGGCUGCAGUACAAUUACCAAACUGCCACUCCAGAACUGCCCAGAGACCCAUGGGGUGAGCGUACUUUACAAGCUCUUCGCUCGGGUCGUGUGCCAGAAAUUUGGCCGGGAUACGCUUAA
Messenger RNA from Pestalotiopsis fici W106-1, 1041 nucleotides. RefSeq lists its product as uncharacterized. The record is from RefSeq and is a predicted model, not a curated record. Gene Ontology annotation, molecular function: nucleic acid binding; zinc ion binding. Lineage: Eukaryota; Fungi; Ascomycota; Sordariomycetes; Amphisphaeriales; Sporocadaceae. Bases 1 to 1041 code for a protein of 346 amino acids. The transcript has a single exon.